AUGCAAUCAUCCCGUGACUCCCUCAUAAAACAAGCCAAAAAGCUACGCUUCUGGCAAAGAGUUGUGUCCUGGUUAGACCGCUACCUCUCCUGGCCACUCCCCCCAAAUCCCAGCCUCGAGAUAACCAUCCCAACAACAGUCAGCAAAACUCCUGGCUCAAUAGAACUGUACCUCUUCACGGCACCAAACCAAAAACCCAGCUCAACAAUCUCCUUAACCCGCGACAUCGACUCCCACAGACGCCCAGUGCUAAUCAACUUCCACGGCGGCGGUUUCUCCAUCGGGCACGCCAUCGACGACGCACGCUGGGCCCACUCCGUCACCAAAGCCCACCCAGACAGCAUAUUCUUAAGUGUAAACUACCGACUCGCCCCGGAAAACCCAUUCCCCACCGCAAUCGAAGACGGCGUCGACGCCAUCCUCUGGCUCUGGGACCACGCCGAGAACUACAAUCUUGACCGCGACCGCUUCGUUCUCUGCGGCUUUAGCGCAGGCGGGAAUCUCUCAUUAACAGUCCCGUUACGUCUGCAUGAAGAACUCGAAAAGCGCAACCGGCUCGAAACGGAGAAUGAGAUUAAACUUUCUGGGUCAUUGGCUUUUUAUCCCAGCGUGGACUGGACGCGGACUCGCUCGGAGCGGGAUGCUACGAAUCCCAUUGCGGCGGAACGAUCGUGGAUCCCGCAGAGUGUCUUAACAUUCUUUGAUGAGUCUUAUAUUGUAAGCGAGAAUUUGCCAAAGGGUGUGGAUGGGAAGAGUGUUAAUAUGGCGCAUCCGUAUUUGUCGCCUGGGUUGGCGCCGAUGGAACUGGUUCUUGAGGCGUUUCCGCCGGCUGUUGCUAUUUAUACUCGUGGGUGGGAUCAGUUGCUUGUGGAGGGGAAUGCGUUGAGGGAGAGGAUUUGUCAGUUUGUAGAUGAGGGGAGGAUGAGGCGUUGUGGGGGAUUUGUGAUUGAGGAUGUGAUUCAUGGGUUUGAUAAACGGCCGACUUUUUGUUUGGGGGAUAAGGUUCGGGAUAGGAUGUAUGCGGAUGCGAAUAUGGAGUUGGAGAUUAUGUGGACGCGUGAUGAUUUGGAGACUGAAAUGGGCUUUGACUGA
Molecule: messenger RNA, 1092 nt
Organism: Penicillium odoratum
Lineage: Eukaryota; Fungi; Ascomycota; Eurotiomycetes; Eurotiales; Aspergillaceae
Exons: 1
Coding region: 1-1092 (363 amino acids)
Molecular function (GO): hydrolase activity
Source: RefSeq, a predicted model, not a curated record